GUGGGGCUAUGGGGGAUACAUGGGAAAGGGGGGACGCCACACGGACUCUGGCGAGGGAACACGUGUGCAUGCAACAUGCACACAUUCUGGCUCCGCCUACGAGAACCGCCGGGUGGUACCUCCGCGUUCGACAGUCAGAGACCAUCUACCACCUACGGACAAUCACAACAUCCAUGGCCAAGAGAAACAUUUCUCCUGGGACGGGACUCGAACCCGCACAGCGCACGGCGGCUGAUCAGGACACCGAAGGGUCUACUAGUCCCAUAUAUUAAAGAGUGGAAUUUUUCCUGAUGUUUGGAAGAUAGCUAAUGUGUGUCCGGUCCUGAAAGAUGGUGAUAAAUCUGAUGUACUCAACU
Messenger RNA from Acanthoscelides obtectus, 356 nucleotides. Lineage: Eukaryota; Metazoa; Arthropoda; Insecta; Coleoptera; Chrysomelidae. The record is from the annotation of a GenBank genome assembly.